Pyricularia oryzae 70-15 is the source of this 2462-nucleotide messenger RNA. RefSeq lists its product as uncharacterized. The coding region runs from base 1104 to 1760 and encodes 218 amino acids. Lineage: Eukaryota; Fungi; Ascomycota; Sordariomycetes; Magnaporthales; Pyriculariaceae. The record is from RefSeq and is a predicted model, not a curated record. The transcript is spliced from 2 exons.
AGACACACGCCCCCUUGGAAACCUGUCACACUUAUUCCAGUCUAGGUCGCAACACACUCGCGCGUAAAACUUAGAGACACACCCCCAGCUUUAUCAGUCGUCAUCUCAAACCCGUUGAUAAGAUUGCUCUUGGCUUCGUUACUUCAACUUAGUCGGCAUCACGCCCCCAUGCCUGCGCCUCUAUUAGUUAGUUAUUAUAUGGCCUCGAAGAAACGCGCGCGCCCCCCUCCCCGGGGUUUACUUUUUUUCUUCUUCUUUCACUUUCAUCCUUUCAACUUUCAAACAAGAAAACAAACAAUAAAUCACAUCUCGAACUAGUCAUAACGACUCAUUCUGAUUUACAUACCUAUUCUGUACCAUCUUAAAGCGUUCUGUUUCUUUUGCCCCUGGUUCGCUUGUUGUUAGUCCGUUUAGCCCCAGUCUUUCUCAUCUGCCGCAUCCCAACGCCCUUUCCAUCUUUUGACUCAUACGAGGCGCUCCGACCCCCUUUCUAAGCGGCAAUCGCCAUUCGCAAUAGCAACUGUCUAUCCUCAUUACUUAUCUUCCCUCAUCCGCACAUAAUCUACCUGCUUUGCCAUACCUUAAACAAGUCCGCUUUAAAGCACCCUUUUUCAUCAUCAAUAAAGGAACAUCUGACGACAUUCCUGCUCCUUCUGUCUCGCCUGCUUUCUCUUGACAAAGGCGCCUCCCUACUAUUCUGUGUCAUACAUUCCAGCAGAAGAGCCUCGUGAUAACCCGGUCCCAGUGGUGUCACGCAAGCAACUCGUCGUUAUUCUCGAGUUCUUUGCCACCCCGUCAUCGACCUUUUCUGUGAAACAGAUACUUACGACCAUCAAUUUCUUUGUUUCAAUAACCCUUUCGGACUUCGUAUCACUUAAUCCCUAAUACCUCCCCCAAUCCAUCAGCAAUCUUAGACUGGCAUAACCCUCCGAGACCACCUGUCCCAAUCAGCUAUACAACGACAUCUCGUUACACAGGAACUUAUCAGGAACUUCGUCAAGCCGAUACCAAGGCACCUCAGGAUUCUCAUCCCUGUCCGUCUCUUUGGAUAGACUUUGGACAUUCUCCCUGUGGACGGGAACAUCCCCAAUAACCACACAACUAUGGCUACCAUGUUUGAGACACCUGCCCAGUACGAGCGUGACAUUCGCGGCGCAAGCAAGGAAUGGCGACGCGGAAAGAACUCGGCAGAGAAAUGGGCAAUUGGUGCCAGGCCGCUAGCCGGCGUGCGCUGUGACAUGAUCACUGGCGAACUUUCCGGAGGCAAUGAGGCCAUGCUUGCAAAGGUCAGGCCGAGGAAGAAGCACUCUGACUACCCCAGCCGGCUGAAGAAGGGUGGCAACGUCGGCAAAGCAACUCGCGGUAACCCAGACUAUCGCCACGUCAAUGGACGUGCGAGUGGCAGACUUGGCGCACAAGGAGAGAUUGAGGAGACCUCCAGAUCAAUACUAGAUCUGCUUGUUCCUCAGACCGCCCUGAGGGAUGGCAUCGAGGGCGUCCUGUACAGCUACGAUACUACCGAAACCCCAGGGCUGCGUGCACCAGUCGGCCUUGACUUGUAUGUCAAGACAAACCCCAAGACGACCGAGAGGUUCGUCGAGAAGGAGUACGAGAUCGUGGACACCAACGGUGAUCUGCUCAAGGGCCGCAAGGCCCGCCGGGAUCUGCGCAAGUCAGCCGGUGGCCCAAGUGCCGCUGAGAGGCCUGCUACGGCGUCGACACAUAUCGACGACGACGAUGACGAUUUUGAGCUUCUCUGAGAGCAAUCGUUGCGGACGAGCAUUCGGAGGCGUUUUGAUUUGUUGUCAGCUAGCAUUUUCGACUCUCGUACUCAUGUAUAACCCUUCAGCAAACUGCCAUUUUGCAGCAUUCUUACUUUUUUUUCUUUCUUUCAGGGCGACUCUGGAUCCUUUUUUUUUUUUUUUUUUUUUUUUUGCUUAAUUCAUUUAGAGUCCCGGAGUCUGGCGUUGAUGAAGUUCGCUGGGGCACGUAUGAUUAUUCAUGCGCCAAACGUUCAUUCCUGGGUCUGCUUUACGCUUGACAGUAGAUUACCUACCAGCUGACAUUGGGCGGUGCUGUUCUACUUGGGUUCCUGACCUUCAAUGAACGAUGGGGUGUACAGGUCACAGCAAUGUGCACCAAUCUGGCUUUAGGAACCUGUUUGCGUUAGAAUGUGUGUUAUGAUUAUUCAACGGCAUAUGUCGAUGUUGUUUUCCAGCUGUUGGGAAUACCGUUCAUAGAGUGGAGCUGGGAAGGUGAAGGUGGAUUGUGUCAGCGAAGGACAUUAGGUCCAGUUGUCACUAGCACUGGCAGUGUGCAAGUCCCUGAAGUCACCGCUUCAGCUAUCUGCUGUCAAUGCGAAGUCGAUUGCUCUGGUCACAGAUAACAUUGCUCAAUCAAGUGUAAGUAUGACAACAGACGCAACUAGAACUACCAAGUUCCUAUUUAAACUUGUUUCGGGA